AUGUCUCUCAUGUUAGCAAACUAUGGCGAACUGUCGCAAUUGAACGAACCCCGGCUUUGGACAAACCUCGAAGGGCUAUCUGAGCAGUGGAUUCAAGAGUGCGUCAAGCGCUCAAAGGCAUCACCAUUAAGGAUAGUGUAUGUCGGCGACUCAGAUGACUUAGAUGAUGACGCCUAUGAAGACGACGACUCGGUGGAGGGGGAGACUCUGGGGGCUGAGACAGACUUCGCAUCUUUCAACUCUUCGCUACCUCCUUGGGAACGACCGGAAGAAAUGACAUUCAAGGCAAGGGAGAUGUUAGAGCCUUUGUUCGACUUGCCGGCUAAAAUUGGGGAAUUGCAUGUCGAAACGUGUCGAAGAGACUUUCUAUCGUGUCUGGAUACACCCGCCCCAGUUUUGUCGGCUUUAACUUUGAAAAGAGUUCGUGUUCCGGAUAACUUCGUGGGCGGCUACGCCCCUCGCCUACAUCUGGUCGCCUUGCGAUCAAGCCGUGUCCAGAGUCACAAUUCUGUCCGCCCUGGCCCACCUCGCUCGCUUGAAAUUUCUGACGAUGUCAUUCCCCAGCGUGCUUCUCACCAUGGACUCGAACUGCAACCAAUCAUCCUUCCGAAUUUGAGCACUGCGCAGUUCUGCUUUUCUGCUUCACAAGUAGCGGUCGACGAUGUCCUAAACUUCAUUUCCUGCCCAAAGAUCCGGCGAUUCUCGAUCAAUUGGCCCCCGGGUUUCAUGAUGGAUAUAACUCUUGCCAGUCGAGCUACCCGAUUUUUCUGCAGAAAUUGCGACUUUGUGCCCGACACUCUCCAAUGGGGAGAUGAUGAUUCAUGUGAUCCGACAAGAGUACAGCUCGCUGUCCGGCAAGAUAGCCCAGGACAAGGCGAUUUGUCAAGAUUAAUGUUCCGUAACUGUUUUUGGUUACCGAUUGGAGAAUAUCUCACAGAAGCCUUUCCCAACAUUCAGCUUCGUUACCUCAAACUUCAUUCGGGGAAACCGAAGCUAACGGACCACCCAAUCGAGGAGUUGUCCAUUGGUAGCGGCGCUGCGAAUAUCGGCGUGAUGCUGGAUCAAUCGCCGGUAUAUCCUACUCUUCGCCACAGUGUGUUGACCCAAGUCAGCCUCCCCCCGAAGGCUAAAAAAUUCCCAGCACUGAAAAGAUGGCUCAAGGCGCAAAGGAAGAUCGAGAAGCUGACCAUCGUGGGGAGUUUCGCGUUCCCUCAGAAAGAUAUCCAGGCCCUAGCGAAGAUUGUAAGACGGGUGGAGUUGGUGAAUACUCGAGGAUAA
Molecule: messenger RNA, 1278 nt
Organism: Pleurotus ostreatus (oyster mushroom)
Lineage: Eukaryota; Fungi; Basidiomycota; Agaricomycetes; Agaricales; Pleurotaceae
Exons: 2
Coding region: 1-1278 (425 amino acids)
Source: RefSeq, a predicted model, not a curated record